Messenger RNA from Prunus mume (Japanese apricot), 972 nucleotides. The record is from RefSeq and is a predicted model, not a curated record. NCBI's taxonomy places the organism in Eukaryota, Viridiplantae, Streptophyta, Magnoliopsida, Rosales, Rosaceae.
AUGGCAGCGGAAGCAAAUGUUCCCUCUGUAAACAAGGCUUGGGUGUACGCAGAGUACGGAAAACCUGCAGAUGUGUUGAAACUUGACCCAAACGCGCCUCUGCCUCGAGUAGAGGAAGACCAGGUGCUCAUCAAGGUGGCUGCUGCAGCACUUAACCCAGUUGAUCACAAGAGGCUUCUUGGGUAUUUCAAGGACACUGACACUGCUCUACCUGCAGUUCCAGGGUAUGAUGUUGCUGGUGUUGUGGUGAAGCUUGGAAGCCAAGCAAGGAAAUUUAAGGUGGGGGAUGAAGUAUAUGGGACUAUCAAUGAGCAAGGUAUAAUAAACCUAAAGAAAGUUGGGUCCUUAGCAGAGUACACGGCUGUGGAAGAAAGAUUGUUGGCUGUGAAACCCAAAAAUCUGAGUUUUGCUGAGGCUGCCAGCCUUCCCGUGGCUAUUGAGACUGCCUAUGAAGGGCUCCAACGAGCUCAAAUUUCAGCUAGUAAAUCCAUCCUUGUUUUAGGAGGUGCUGGGGGUGUAGGAACUCAUGUUAUUCAGCUAGCAAAACAUGUUUUUGGUGCUUCCAGAGUUGCAGCUACCGCAAGCACUAAAAAACUGGAUUGGUUGAGGGGUUUGGGUGCUGAUCUUGCUAUUGAUUAUACCAAGGACAACUUCGAAGACCUGCCUGAGAAAUUUGAUGUAGUCUAUGAUGCAGUUGGACAGUCAGAUAGGGCAGUGAAGGCAGUGAAAAAGGGGGGGAAGGUUGUGACAGUGGCAGGCCCAAUAACACCACCAGCCUUCAUGUUUAUGCUGACUUCUAGUGGGUCUAUCUUGGAGAAACUCAAUCCAUACUUGGAGAGUGGGAAGGUGAAGGCGGUGAUUGAUCCCAAUGGCCCAUAUCCCUUUUCUAAGACCCUUGAAGCAUUUGCCUAUCUUGAAGCUAGUAGCAGAGCUAUAGGAAAGGUGGUUGUGUAUCCCAUCCCAUCCCCAUGA